Molecule: messenger RNA, 1476 nt
Organism: Notodromas monacha
Lineage: Eukaryota; Metazoa; Arthropoda; Ostracoda; Podocopida; Cyprididae
Source: the annotation of a GenBank genome assembly
AUGAAGGGCGGUCUUCCGAAGCUCGACUAUUUGCUCAAGAUACUUCCAAUGCUGAAGAAAGCCGGAGCAAACGCACUGUUGUUGGAAUACGAAGAUGCUUUUCCUUACACUGGUCGACUGGCGAAUCUGUCAUCAGCUGCAGAUUCCAUGACUUCAGAAGACGUGUCGAUGUUUGUCAAUGCUGCUGUUUUAGGUGGCUUCGAGGUUAUCCCACUGGUUCAAACAUUUGGACACCUGGAAUACGUUCUGAAACUUCCCGAGUUCUCACAUCUUCGCGAAGCAGACGAAGACCCCGCUGACAUUUGUCCAUCGCAUCCCGAAGCUUUCAAACUGAUAACUGAAAUGCUUCAACAGGUGAUGGCACUACACGAAGAAUCGAAAUAUGUUCACAUAGGCUGCGAUGAAGUUUUUCAUUUGGCCGAAUGUCCCGUGUGCAAAUCCUCCUCUCGAGGACAUGAUUUGUACCUGGAUCACGUCAAGGCCGUCGCUCAAUUUGUGACGGAAAGAUUUGACGCGAAUGUCUUGAUUUGGGACGACGUUUUGCGCAAAAUCCCGCUGAAACUGCUGCGAACAUCGCAGAUUGGAAAUUUCGUCGAGCCCGUCAUCUGGGUCUACGGGACGAGAUUUACGGAUGUGUUCCCGACGGAUCUAUGGACAACUUAUGCCAAAGCAUUCAGCGAUAUUUGGACAGCAGGUGCCUUUAAGGGGGCUUUCGGUGCAGCUGAAUUCGCCCCAAAUGUUUACAAACACCUUGUUAAUGCACUGACUUGGCAGAGUGUAUUGACAGGAGUUGAGCCAUUUUUCAGUCGUCUUCGAGGACAGAUUUUUACUGGAUGGUCCAGAUACGACCACUUUGCCAACUUGUGCGAAUUGUUGCCGAAUUCCCUGCCUUCCGCACUGCUCACCCUGCUCGUGACAUCCCGAGGCUCCACUUACGAAGAAGUGACUUCGGCAUUGCACGAAAUACUGGGUUGCCCCGGGCUCGUUGCCCUGCCCGCGAAUAUCCGUGCCCUGGAAUCCGACCCAAGAUUGUGGGACUCGCGCAAAUGCGUGUUUGUGGGAGCGGACGUGGUUCAGGUCAUGUGGGACUAUCAGGGACUCAUGCUUCAGACCCAGGGUUUAGUCAGGGCUGCUGCAGCGAGUGCCUGGGUGUCUGACUAUAACGACAAGCACAACUGGACAAGCAGAAGAAGAGUGUUGGACGAGCUGAAAUUCUUGCCGCCCGUGCAGUCGAAAGUAUCGCAGCUGGGUGCGGAAACCAGACGGGUUCUGUCCCAAUAUUUGACUCCAUCUGCUGUUGAAGAGUGGAUGCAACAGAAAAUAGUUCCUUUGGCCAAAUCACUUUUUGACCUGGAAACACGCGGUCGACGCCUGGCAUCCAUCACAACGUGGGGACGAAGAACCCGAGACCAAGUAGCAGCUCAACUUCAUUUCAUUGCUGGACAAAAGAAAGAUUCGGAAAUGAAUAUGAAUUAA